Molecule: messenger RNA, 741 nt
Organism: Thermothelomyces thermophilus ATCC 42464
Lineage: Eukaryota; Fungi; Ascomycota; Sordariomycetes; Sordariales; Chaetomiaceae
Exons: 1
Coding region: 1-741 (246 amino acids)
Source: RefSeq, a predicted model, not a curated record
AUGUCUGUCAUAACCAAUCCACGUCUUGCGCGGCUAUGGCAAGACGCUCAAACUCACCCUGAGUGGGCGACCACGCGACUGUGGGAGUACUUGUUCAACCAUAUCGUUUUCACUGACGACAACUUCAUCGUCUCCUCCCAGCAGCCACCGACACACCAGCCGGGCGAGCUAAGGCGCGUCGAUCUAGUUAUCGAGAAAAUGGAUAGUACGGCGACAACCAUUGGGACACUCCUUUUUCUAGAGGCAAAGAGAGCGAGCGCCUCGCGUACCGAUAUCGAAGAAGUGGAAUAUCAGGCGUUCACUGCUGCGUGCGCAUAUUAUAUUGAAACUGGGCUUGAGCCUAUCUGGACCAUGACCUGCGUUGGUAGUGCGGCACGGUUAUGGAUAUUUUCCGGUAGUAGCGAUUUCCUCAUACCAUUUGUCCCUUCCGAUGGGGGAUUGGGCUUGCCAGAGCAAAGCGAAUACCUGGACAUCUCCACUCAUGGUCGCGAGAUCCUCGACGGCUUGGAGUAUAUCAAAAAGCAUACGACGCCCCCGGCAGAGUUGCUCCGCAAUUCUCCAUCACCCCGGCCGGCUAACGCAACGCUCCCCGUCAACUGGCACGAUAACGAGGUUGCUCAGUUGGAUGCUCGCCGUCAGCAAGGAGAUAUUGUUCCGAUGGCAGCCGCCCCACUCCCUAUGGACCUUAACCAGGACGAACACGGGAUUAGCUACGGGUCUGGAAAUGAAAGAUUCGCUUGA